AUGCUGGCGUCCGCCGCCUUCCCUGAAAACACGCUUGCGUCCUUCGAGCAAGCGAUCCGCGACGGUUCGGAAGGCAUCGAGAGCGAUAUCCACCUGACCAAAGACGACGUCAUUGUCAUGUUUCAUGACACGACCCUGGAUCGCACGACCGACGGCAAAGGCAAAAUCGGCGAGCGCCCAUACUACGGCAUGAACGGAAUCGAGCAUGUACGCACGAUCGAGGAGCCUGUGCAGCAGAUCCCGACAUUUGAGCAGCUCUGCGCACUCCUCAUGAAGCCAGAGAAUCAGCACGUGAAGCUGAAUAUAGACUGCAAGCCAAACAAUGAUCCGGAGCGCAUGUUUUCGCUGAUGCAUGACAUCGUGGCCAAGUUCUCCGACUACAAGACAAAUCUCGCCCCGCGCCUCGUCCUCGGCCUCUGGCACCCCAAGUUCAUUUUGCCGGCCAAGAAGUACGUGCCCUCGCUGCGGCGUGCGCACAUCGGUGCUUCGCCCGCGUAUGCGCUCAAGUACUUCUGGGACGAGUGCGACGCCUUUUCCAUCUACUUCCCCUCGCUUGUCAGCAGCGAGGGCCAGCAGUUCUUGCAGCGCGCAAAGCAAGACGGCAAAGACGUGAUGACCUGGACGGUGAAUCGCAUCGACGAGAUGGUCCAGGCCACCAGCUUUGGCGUUAAGGCCAUCCUCACGGACCACACAGCCGACCUGCAAAGUCUGCGGAGAGAAAUGCGCGAUGACUUUGCCGCUACAAAGAAGAAGUACGUGAGCCCAUGGUUUGUUUGGGCAUCGUACAGGUACUACCAGCCUUCCGUCGCACUCUACAAGUAUAUAUGCGGCGCAGAGGUCGAGCGCAGUGCAGGGAUGACGUUCCGCGACGCGGCCCAGGCGUAG
Messenger RNA from Malassezia vespertilionis, 885 nucleotides. RefSeq lists its product as uncharacterized. The record is from RefSeq and is a predicted model, not a curated record. The coding region runs from base 1 to 885 and encodes 294 amino acids. Gene Ontology annotation, biological process: lipid metabolic process. Lineage: Eukaryota; Fungi; Basidiomycota; Malasseziomycetes; Malasseziales; Malasseziaceae. Gene Ontology annotation, molecular function: phosphoric diester hydrolase activity. The transcript has 4 exons.